Molecule: messenger RNA, 1250 nt
Organism: Myripristis murdjan (pinecone soldierfish)
Lineage: Eukaryota; Metazoa; Chordata; Actinopteri; Holocentriformes; Holocentridae
Product: adenosine receptor A1
Exons: 2
Coding region: 4-996 (330 amino acids)
Biological process (GO): G protein-coupled adenosine receptor signaling pathway
Cellular component (GO): dendrite; synapse; plasma membrane
Molecular function (GO): G protein-coupled adenosine receptor activity
Source: RefSeq, a predicted model, not a curated record
AAAAUGUCUUCCUCUCCUGGUAUCACGCCGCGGGAGCAUGUGGACAUGAUGUACAUUUCUAUUGAGACAGCUAUUGCCCUGGCCUCAGUGUUGGGCAAUGUGCUGGUGGUGCUGGUGGUGUGUGUGAACCGGGCUCUCAGGGACACCACUUUCUGCUUCAUCGUGUCUCUGGCGGUGGCGGACAUCGCCGUGGGGGUUCUGGUCAUCCCUCUGGCUGUCAUCAUCAGCCUGGGACUGAACACUCAGUUCUACACCUGCCUCUUCCUCUCCUGCCUGCUGCUGAUUAUCACCCAGAGCUCCAUCCUUUCCCUGCUGGCCAUCGCCAUCGACAGAUACCUGCGAGUCAAGAUUCCCACCAAGUACAGCACUAUAGUGACCCAAAGGAGGGCAUGGGUGGGAGUUUGCCUGUGUUGGGUCCUCUCCUUCUUGGCAGGACUGGUUCCAAUGACUGGCUGGCACAACCAAGAUACACAUGGGAACUUCAGCAGCUCCAGAGACAUUGUCUGUAAAUUCACCAGCGUUAUGAGCAUGGACUACAUGGUGUACUUCAAUUUCUUUGGCUGGGUGGUGGUACCAUUGACCAUAAUGAUUGCUCUGUACGGGGAGAUCUUCCGAGUGAUCCGGCGGCAGCUUAACCGGCGUGCAGAAGCCACCUGUGAUGGGGACAGGUACUAUCAGAAGGAGCUGAAGCUGGCCAAGUCACUGGCCUUGGUGGUCUUUCUCUUUGCUCUAUGCUGGCUGCCACUGCACAUCAUGAACUGUAUCCAGUUCUUCUGCCCCAAGUGUCACGUGCCCAAGUUUGCCAUGUAUGCAGGCAUCUUCAUGUCCCAUGUUAAUUCAGCUCUCAAUCCGAUGGUUUAUGCUUUUAGGAUAAACCGGUUCCGUGUCACACUGAUCCAGAUAACUCACCGCUGCAUGUUGUGUAAGUCCACAGAGCCCAGCCCCUGUCCCACAAGCACGCCAGCCCUGACGGAGAAAACGGUUGUCAACCUGUAGCAAGGACUACAGGAUUCAAGUGAGGUUUACAGUGAGUUGAGGUAGUGCUGCAGUGAUGACACUUAUGGGACACUGUAAUAUCACAUGGAAUAUAAACCCAUAACAAAGCACUUUAUGGAGUCACAGGACAAGUUCAUUUCUGACCCCUUCACAUUUUUUUUGACACAGCCCAAUCUUUGUAAGAUUCUACUGCAAAUAUGGAAAAGAAUAAUAACCCUGUCAGCCUGCAUUAUGUUGUUUACAGUCAUGGCUGU